UCGGCAUAGCUUUUCAGCCAUGCACCUUAAAGGAACGGUCGAGUAACCAAUCAAAACACCGGUGGUGUAUCACAUGUACAUAAACAGGACGACGACAUAAAGGCGUAAGAACCAGGAAGUGGCAUUAAGGAUGCAAUGGAUAGUUUUAUUUUAGCUAGUAGUAGCUAUUUUAGUAAACACUAAGCGGUGUCGAAAAAUAAUAUGAGACAGCUUGGAUAUAAUCUACGAAGAAAUGCCACUAUUCUCACAGAAUCGGAAAAUUGACCGCGUGAGCACAACAGCAGAGUUAUUCAGCAAGCAUUCACACUUGCAGGAGAACGCUCGAGUGUUCCGUAGUGAGAAACCGGCUACUAUUGACCCGAAGUGCCUGUUAUAUGUGCAGCAGCGGGAGUUUGCAGCCACAACUCCAUUAGACAAAUCUGUCACCUUCAUUGGGUCUGCGGAUGCAACUACCUGUCACUUAGUUCUGUUGCGACACACAGGGAGUGGAGCAGCAUGCCUGGCCCACUGUGAUGGGUCCAGAACGUGGUCUGAGGUCCCCCUCAUAGUGAAGGCUGUCACCUCCUUAACCGGUGCUGUGAAGGAUGGCAGAUUUGAGCUUCACCUAGUUGGGGGAUUUGAUGAUGAAUCACAAACGUCCCAUAAACUCAGCCUUAAUCUUUUGGCGGCCUUUCAGAAACAGCAGGAGGAGAUACACCUAGAGACAUGUUGCAUCACAGAAAUGAAUGAUGAGGUUGUGGAGGGGGUUCAUCGGCCCGUGGUGUAUGGAAUAGGAGUGAAUGUAAAAACAGGGGAAGUGUUCCCAGCCUCUUUCCCAACCCGAGGACCAGCAGAGGACCUGCGCUCCGCACGCACCUUCACUGGGGGACAGAUGGCUGAGAUCUAUGACUCAAGCAAAGAGCAAGUGGAAAUAGGCUCAUGCAAAUGGUCACCCAACAAAGACAUUGCCUUCUGGUUGGCGCAGGAUGACGAUACCAUCUUACAGUACCUGUCUACAUCCCCGAUGGCUGAGCCUCCACACUUCGUGCAGCACAUCAAGUCCACUAUCCAGUUCCUCCUGGACCACCCCACCGCAGACAGCCUCUUCCCCGGGGGCCAGCCCCAGAUCUUCAAGCGUACGGCACAGGGAGGGUGGGACCGCACCCCUCCUCCUCCUCCGCAGCAGUAGGAGUGUGUCGCCCCCUUUGGAGGAACUAUGGAAUUCUUAUUCACUCCUUAAUCCAUGGAAAUCACUGUGACGCCACCCCCCCCCCCCCCCAUACCCCCCCAAACGCCUCAGUGGGGACUUCUGAUUGGACUUAUUGUGUUCGAAUGGACAAGCAUGGGUCUUUUGAACAUGUUCUAUUGGAUGCAUUUCUAAGCUGACCUUUGCUCUGAAAGAGUGUGCCCCCUUGGACCAUAAUGUGCCCAGAAAGGGGCUUCAUUUAAAACUGUCAGGAAGGUGACUAGAAUGACCAUGCAUAAUUCUUCCCUGAGCUCCCGUUUAAAGCUAGUGAAAAGAUGGCAAGAUUCAUGUUUUUCAAAAUGGGGUUUAAAAAGAAUAUGGAUCAGAGGAUCUUCCUACAAAAACAAACGGAUAGAUCAGGAACAAUAGAGACAUAUAAUUUGUCUUGAUGUUCAGGCCCUCUAGAAUGUCCAAUUCUGGGCUUUUGUCAUGUAUGUUACACCUACUUGGGCCUUAAGACCAACCAGCAUUCUAAAUGGAAGUGCUUUGUGUCGACUAUAUUGAUUCAAUUACACCAUUUCUGUGAGCCUGAAUACAGGAGGACCUGUAAAUUAUAAAUCACCAGAUAUACCAGAUUCUAAAUAGAGAAUCCUGGGCAUUAUGCACCAUUAAGUUCAUCUGACCUUUAUCGGAGGCUAAUUAUGAGCAACACAUUAUGUGAACUUUAACAGAGAAACAUUUUGAGUCUUUGUGCAACAUUUCAUUUAUUACUGCUGUAUAGGGGUGUCCAAUCCAGCAUGGUAAUGCAAGCUGUACAUGAGUUCUGUACAAUAAUUGGAUUUCAUUUUUUGACUCAGAGACCAGUGCUGAACACUGAUGCAUGGUUGAAAGUUUUAAGUGUCUCAGUUAAAUUCCUGAACUAUUUUCACAUACAAUAUAGUGUAGCCAACCAGAAAGAAACUCAAACUCCUUGAUUAUUUUCAUCUUCAAAUGCCUACAAAUGAAGAAAAAAAUACAUUUAAAGUAAGACCGUUCAGAUUUACUAAAGAAUACCUGGAUCAGUUCAUCUAGAUGUGUCUGUAGUAAAUCAAUACAACUGAGAA
This is a messenger RNA of Clupea harengus (Atlantic herring), 2268 nucleotides long. It is a transcript of the gene ntan1, whose product is annotated as N-terminal asparagine amidase. Gene Ontology annotation, cellular component: nucleus. Gene Ontology annotation, biological process: ubiquitin-dependent protein catabolic process. The record is from RefSeq and is a predicted model, not a curated record. NCBI's taxonomy places the organism in Eukaryota, Metazoa, Chordata, Actinopteri, Clupeiformes, Clupeidae. Gene Ontology annotation, molecular function: protein-N-terminal asparagine amidohydrolase activity.